Molecule: messenger RNA, 180 nt
Organism: Gongylonema pulchrum
Lineage: Eukaryota; Metazoa; Nematoda; Chromadorea; Rhabditida; Gongylonematidae
Source: the annotation of a GenBank genome assembly
AUGAUUUAUUUAGAUGUGCUUGCUCAAGUUAUGUGGUCCAAUGAUCCGUUUGGUUAUGGGCCAUCAGUGCCUUAUCUGUUCACCAAGACUGGCAUACAUCGGGCAGUCAUAAACAGGAUACUAAUGGAACUGAUGAAAUGUACACACAUGUUUUACCGUACAAUCACUACGACAUCCUAA